Oxyura jamaicensis (ruddy duck) is the source of this 3280-nucleotide messenger RNA. It is a transcript of the gene FANCB, whose product is annotated as FA complementation group B. NCBI's taxonomy places the organism in Eukaryota, Metazoa, Chordata, Aves, Anseriformes, Anatidae. Gene Ontology annotation, cellular component: Fanconi anaemia nuclear complex. The record is from RefSeq and is a predicted model, not a curated record. Gene Ontology annotation, biological process: positive regulation of double-strand break repair via homologous recombination; replication-born double-strand break repair via sister chromatid exchange; interstrand cross-link repair. Bases 22 to 2478 code for a protein of 818 amino acids. The transcript has 8 exons.
GCGGAGCUGCGCGUCAGGAGGAUGGCGCUGGGCAGCGGGCGCUUGGCCCACAAGUCGAGCGGGGCCUUCGGCGUGAGGGGCAGGCGCCGCGACGCCGCCAUCGUCUGCUGCGGCUGCGCCACGCAUUCCCCGACGGGGGUCAUCCUUCCCUGCGUGCUGCUGAGGAGGAGAAAAAGAACCGGUGUUAUCAAGUACCUGCUCCUGGCGCUCCACGGCUCCAACCGGUUCGAGCUGUCCUGUCAGUUCGAGCUGGACUACGAGCUGAAGGAGGACGUCAGGCUGUUCGGCGGCCCCUCGGUGCUGUGGAGGCACGCCGACAGGCUCUUCUACAUCGCCCCCGGCACCCGCGCGGUGCUAAGCGCUCCCGUCCAACUUUCUUCUGUUGUGUGGGCAGGUGAAAUUGAAGGGGAAGGCACUGUAGUCUUAGGGGUAAGAACCGCUCGCCUCCAAGAGGGCGAGGCUGAGGAUGAGUUCUCCACUUCGGACAGAGCCAUCUGGGGCACUGAGUUCUUUGGAUACGCGAUCGAAGCGCAAAAAAUGCUGGCUAGCACGUGCUUCAUGCCCCACGCGUACAGCAGAGUGGUAUCCUCUGUCCACGUCUGUAAGAGCGAGGUACUGAAAAAACAGCUCAGAACAUCAGUCGUUGCCGUCACCCACAAGAAUCAACUCAUCUGGUUCCAAGAUGGUCGCCCCAAAGGUGUUUGUGAGCUUCCUUAUGAGAAACCACGUGCAAUAAAAACAGCUGUAACCAGUGGCAAUCACUUGCUAUUUAUUGUGUCUUUUGCCUCUGGGAAUGUAUGUGUUGUACGGAGAGAGAACUUACAGGUUGCUUCCAAGUGGCAGAAGGUGAAGUCUGUUCUGGUAGAUGAUUUUGUUGGCUCUGGAACUGAGCAACUGUUGCUGCUUUUUGAGGAUGACUCCAAUGCAGACUUGUUAAAUACAUUCAAAAUAACGGAUUUGGGAAAAGUCAACUAUGAAAGUGGUAUUAAUUACAAAGAUGAUGUUCCUGCUGCAGAAGGAUUGCAAGAGAAUGGUUUGCUUACCAUCCAAGCUCUUGAGAAAAGAUUACAGGCUGGUCUUACUUCAGUUCGAGAGCUACAGCAACAUUUGGGCCUCAAAAAGAGGGUUCUUAUUGAAUCAUGCAGAGCAUUAAUAGAUCUUGUUGAAGAAAGAAGCCAUAUUCUCCCAACUGCAAAAAAGGAAGGUCUUGUCUCUCUCUGGGAUGAUGUAGAAAAUCCUCCUCAUUCUCUUAGUAAAGAGGCAUCAUUGACAUCGAAAGUUCCAGACCACUUUGUAGAGAAGUUGUGGCAGCGUGUUGUGGGUGAAAGCUUGGUAGUUGGAGUAAAACUAACUGAAUCAUUUUCCCUGUCACUGAGUGAUGUCAGUUUAUCUUUAGUGGUGGAUCAAGACUUCUCUUCAAUUUGUCCAAUUAUUGAGUGUCAGAAUAAAAUCAUUAAGCUGAACAAAGCCUUCUCAGCAUUAUCUGUUUCCUCGUGUCAAAUUGAGCCUCCACCGAAGAAGAUGAAAUUGGACUUGCAUAGCAAGAAUGAUCUGAAAAAAGAGGUUCAUAAGAAAUGUUCAAAGAUUCAUCUGGAAGGAGCGAAGACAGUCACUGCUGUUACCAGCCUUUCACCGUUAUUGGCAUUUCAUUGUGUAUGUUGUGUAGUUCUACUACAUGCAAAGAAAAAACAUCAGAAUGAUGGCUUACAGAUGAGCAAAAAGAUCACUUUACUCUGUGGGAAAAUUUUGUUAAGUCUGGAAGAUAUCUCAAAUGGAAGAUAUUCAGUAAAGGUGCUAAGGGACAAUAGCUACUGUACAGGUUCCAUGGAAGACAUACUUGCUGUCCUUGCAGCAUCUAUGAGAUUUUCCUUUCAGAUUCAGUCUUCUGACUUCACGUUGACUUCAGUAAAUUCAUGGUUACUUGGAGAAAUGGAGUGCACGCCAUUUAAAGAAUGCCAUGACCAUAUAUUCUGUCAUAAAACAGGAAACGUAUACGGUACAGUUUUUAACUGGACCCUGAAAAGUCCAUUUGAAGGAGUUCUAACGCUAUUUUGCAGAAGUCUGACAGUCUUAUUCCAGUGCCUUCAUAGCCUUACUAGAGUUCUCCCACCAAGCUGUGAUGUAAAACUCCUGAAAUCUGGAUGCAAAGGUGUACUUACUGAGCAGUUAGCGCUGGCUUUGGAAAAAGAAAUGCUCACCUCGUGGACUUUUCUCUCCUCAAAAGAAAGUAAAGCUGAAAACAGUUUGACGAGGCAGAAUGAGCCUUGCAAAAAUAUCAGUGACGCUCCUGUGACUUCUUUACUGGACAGUGAGGACAAAGUUCAGCAAUUCAGAAUGAAGCUUCAGAAGGAACGGGAAGAGAGUGUGCUAAAUAUGACUCAAACAAUGAGUGGUACCCUUUACCAGGAAAUGGCUUUGAAGAUAGCAGAAGCUCAGCUCAGUUCUGAUAUGAUUGUGUGGAGACUGAGCAAGUCCUAGAAACUAUUUAUUUUGAACAAAGUUUUAAUUAAAAAUAUAAUAUUAAAUAUUUAUAUUUUCAUAGAUACGUAUUCAUAUUGUUUUUUAUUCUAUAGUUAUUUCUAGAGAUAAGUUAAUUUGGUUGGUGACUUCUAGUUCAGCAAAAAUGAAUAUUCAAGAGUCAUUUUAUUACAGAUUUCUAAAAUACAUUAAGGUAUUUUCUAAUAAAUGCUAUUUCAAAGUUGUGAUUCUUGAUCUUGAAAUACAUUAGAAAAAAAUAGCAACCAAGUACUGUUUAAAAUAAUCCUAUUAAACUUAUAAGAUGACUGCUUAUACAGACAAUGCUAAGCUUUUUAGAAAUAUUAAGACUAAUCUAUAGAUAGAUCUAAGUUAAGCAAACAAUUCAUAAUUUGAGUAUGGGUUUUGACAAAUUCAAAACAGCAACAGCCUAUUUUCAUGAUAGAUCCAGUCUUUUAAAUAACUUCGAUUUAGUGAUAGCUCUUAAGGAAGAAAUCUCUGACCGUAUCUUGCAGACCAAUUUUUCAAGAGGCCACCAUUAGAUCUGAGACAGUUUGGAGAACUUAUUUGAGCUGGAGAAACUAGAUCAGGCCUUCUACAAAAUUUCAAGUAAUCCUGAAUAUUCACCCUGUAAUAAAAUGCUUUUAGAUUUGAGAGGUCCAUUCCCAUCCAGAAGUCUGUCAUAGGGCUAAUUUGGUGGUAAAUCCUAGAUGAAAUUGUCCUUCCUUGGAUCUUAGUCCAGUUUCAAAGAUACAAGAUUGGUUUGCUUGUUCCCUCAGUUGUAAAUGAUUAUCUGCUGAUACUA